AUGGUUAAAUCACUAUUCAAUAUAUGUUUGGCAGCUACGUGUCAACAUAAUUUAUAUGGAUAUUUGGCUGAUUUACCAACCUCUUGCAAGCAACGUCUGCUCGAGUUCUUUAGUUCCCAUGACCAGUUAUUUCUAUCAGAAUGUGCUCAACUUGUAUUGUCACCUUCGUUUGGAAGGAAUCUUACGGAAUUACGUUUUUAUCUAAGUGAUCAAGUGACUGACAAUGUUCUGGAAGCUAUUGCAGCUCAUAAUCGUGCACUUCAACAAAUUUCAGGUAUUAGAGCAAUAACAAGCGGACAACGAAAACUCGAGAAAUUAGAAUUUAGGGCAUUGAAGAAGCUUACAUCAAAUGGUUUAUCAUUGAUAAAGUCCAAUUUCUUAUACACGGUUGAUCUAAGCUCUUGCACAAUGGUUAAAAGCGACGGGAUCUAUCAGCUUGUUUACUUGAAUCGUAAUAUCCAUUGUUUGUAUUUGAAUAACUGCAGAGGUCUGAAUGAUCAAGCGCUUUAUGAUAUUGCACAUUAUCUCGGGGAAAAAUUAUCUGUUUUGGAGCUGGAUUUUUUACCAAAUGUGGUCGAUCCAUCUUCUGCUCUGUUUUAUUUGAGUCGUAACUGCCCAAACAUCAAACAGUUGUCACUUUGCCGCUUUUUCGAAAUGGAAAGAGAGCUUGCACUAAUGCCUGAAUACAGAAUUGCUGGUGUAGGAUUGCGCGAUGUUGAUUUAUACGGGAAUUAUUUUUUCACUUUACCUUUGUUACCGCCAACGGUAAGUAGGCUACGGUUGUCAGUAUGCGGCGAUGAAGACGUGAAUAGCUUAAUCGAUCGCCUAGAAACGUUGCCUCAACUGACAAGUAUUCAUCUGCAGAUGAGCUGCAAGGAACCAAGCUGGCGAUGUGUAGAAGAUGCUAAUACAUUCUUACGUUCCAUCUUACCUUAUAUAGGAAGCAAAAUAACGCGACUUCAUAUAUCGCUGCCAACGGUUAUUGAUGGUGUUUUCAAUUUGAUAAUACAAUGCCUACCAAAUUUAAGUCAUUUGGCACUUGACGUAAAACAUAUCAAUAACAAGCUGUUGCGAUUGUUUUUUGCUGGUGGAGUUCAUUCGCCAGGUUCAAGAUUACGAUCACUGAAAUUAUGCCGCCUUCGAACAACUUAUAGAGCUCUGUUUGCAAUUGCGCGUGGAGCACAUUCGAUCACGGACUUGGAGGUGUCGCAUAUUUCAUGUGUUGAUGACCGCUUCUUGGCGUUGUUAGCAGAUAACUGCAUGGGUUUGAAGAAUAUUAAUUUGAACGGUUGUAGAUAUGUCACAGACGAAGGACUUGCUGCACUAGCGCGAAAGUGCUGCUUAAAGGAAGUGCGAAUUCGUGCAACAUCAUGUACGGACAAGUCAAUCUAUUUGUUGGCGCAGUUUUGUCCCGAUCUGGAAUGGAUAUCACAUGCUGAUUUCAGUGGACGUCCAAAAUUUAGUGACAAAGCACUGCAGUGUCUCAAAGAUUCUUGCGUGCAAAGGGUUAUUUGCUGA
Cercopithifilaria johnstoni is the source of this 1518-nucleotide messenger RNA. The record is from the annotation of a GenBank genome assembly. NCBI's taxonomy places the organism in Eukaryota, Metazoa, Nematoda, Chromadorea, Rhabditida, Onchocercidae.